Molecule: messenger RNA, 1525 nt
Organism: Octopus sinensis (East Asian common octopus)
Lineage: Eukaryota; Metazoa; Mollusca; Cephalopoda; Octopoda; Octopodidae
Product: deubiquitinase OTUD6B
Exons: 10
Coding region: 90-989 (299 amino acids)
Biological process (GO): protein deubiquitination
Molecular function (GO): cysteine-type deubiquitinase activity
Source: RefSeq, a predicted model, not a curated record
UUUCCUUAUACUUCAACCGAACGAGAGUUCCUGUGCAUGUGCUCUGAGAGAAGAGAAGCGAAGAAGCUGAAAGGCCUCGAAUAGAAGAGAUGGAAGAUGAUAUUGUCUCUGAAGAAGAUUUAUUGGUCAGACAUCGUAAAGAGAAGAAAAAUCUCCAAGCUCAGGUCCAGAAGAUCAAGCAUUCUGUGCCAAAAGGGGACAAAAAGCGCAAAAAGGAAGCUACAGAUGAGAUUGCCAAACUUGAAGAGGAUUUGAAGAAGAAACACGAAGAGGAAUUAGCCAAGUUGGUGGCAUCUUCAAAUGAAAAAGAGUCGGUGGAGGAAGUUGGGAAAGGAAUAUCCAAGCUGACCACUGAUGGUGACGAUAAUGAACCGACAGAGGAAGUCCGAAAAAUAUCGAAAGCCCAAAAGCGUAGGGACAAGAAAGCUGCUGAAGAGAAGGAACGCGAGAGGAGACUGAAGGAGCAAGAACUGGAGAACCUCCAUGGCGACCGUCAUCUGGAGUCGGAGAAACUGCGCCAGAUCCUGGAAGACAUGGACUUGUGUGUACAUGAGAUUCCUUCAGAUGGCAACUGCCUCUACAAUGCUAUUUGUCAUCAGCUGGCUCUGAAAAACAUUCAGACGUGCAACUACUCCACCCUUCGUACCCAGACUGCCAACUAUAUGCUGUCUCAUGAGAAUGACUUCUUGCCAUUCAUGACAACCAAGAAUUCGGAUUCACUCUGUACAAGUGAAGAAUACCAGAAAAUCUGUAAAGACAUUGCUACAACGCCUGCCUGGGGUGGACAGAUAGAGAUAAUGGCGCUGUCCCAUGUGCUACAAGUUCCGAUCAAUGUGAUUCAGGCCGAAGGGGAACCUGUGAAGGUUGGCCAAGAAUACGACAAAGAUGAAAUCAUUCUGACGUACCAUCGACAUGCGUUCGGUCUCGGAGAACACUACAAUUCAGUGAAACCCCUGGCAGAGGCAGACAACCCAAGCGACAGCUUCUAACAAAGUCGAGAUGUGGUGGUCUACAUUCAUCUCUGUCACAAGAAAUCAAAAGAGAGGAGAGAAGCGUAAAGUUGAAGGCAUUCGUGUGUGUGUGUCCCCUACCUUUGCGGUUUCCCAUUCGGAAUUAAGGAAUUUUUUACUCAUAUCGGCAGUGCACGAACGCCUGAAUUUCGUUGAUGGUGUAAAGUACAAAGAUUGGGUGCUGAAGUGUUUGGUAGUAUUGACCCCUUUUUUAUUUUAUGGAUUGCCAAGAAAGAUUGAAGACAAAUUGACAAGUGACCCCCCAAUUCUUAGAACAGGCUUCAGCGCGAAAUAUUUGGCCCCACCUCAAAAAUAUAUGUAUAUUCAUACAUACAUAUAUAUUUAUGAACACACACAUGUAUUUAUAUAUGUACACACUCACACACAUGUGUAGGUGUGUUUGAACACACAUACACACACUGACGUUUAUGUUAAUUGACAGAAAGGUUACUCAACCAUGCAUAAAGCCCUUGGCCACUUAUGUAACUUCUCUGAUGAUUAAAGAAAUAUAUGUA